ACAGAGACACGGCGAGGAAGCCGCGAGGACAGACGAAGAUGAUGAGGAUGCGCGAGAGAAAAGCAGAUGAGAGCUAAUGAUGAUGCAGCUAUCGAGCGAGGAGUGUUCAUAGAGAAGGAAGAACAAUAAAUAAAGCUCUGCGGGUUGGAGGACGGUGACAGUGAUGAUGAUGAGGAUGAGGAUGAUGGUGGUGAUGUGAGGACGAAGAAGGAUGCUCGGACGAUCAGAGCGCUUUUUCGGCUCAGUGUUGAUCAUCGUGCGGGUAAAUCUCGGGUAUCACCGAGAGUUUAACGAAGCGCUAUUCUGAGGAGGUGGGCCAAGUCCCGAGAGAGAGAGAGAGAGAGAGAGAGAGAGAGAGAGAGAGAGAGAGAGAGAGAGAGAGAGAGAGAGAGAGGGGACCCUCGGACUGGCUGAUCCCACUGACUGGGAUGUUGUUGCUGCUGUUGUCAGUGAUGUGAAGCGACAUUAAGGAGCUGAUGAAAGGACUCCUGCUUGCGCGUGGACACACAUUUCUACAUUUUUGCAGAUACACAUAUUGCAGCACUGUGUGGUAGAGACCAGUUGAAGUUGGCUUCCUGCCUGUUGAGAUGUGCCAAUAGGAAACUCUUUGAGCGGGGGUUCAUGCUGAUGAAAUUGAUCUGCUCAGUGAGCUCCAACCAGAGCCAUGGGGAGUACCCAGACUGCCGGAGUGAGAGGGAGUCGGGAGGGGAGGCGUCUCUCCUGGUGUCUCCGCUGGUGGUGGCAGGGAUCGUUAUAGGUCUGGUCCUCUUCCUCUCCUGCAUCACCAUCAUCGUCGGCAGCCUGCGCAAAGACAGCCGACUCCGAAACCCUCACCUCCGAGCGAGCUACGGUCUGGAUGGGUUCUCCUACGGAGGGUCAGCAGGAGAGCUGAGAUCGACCUGCUUAGAAGACUUUCCUCCUGGUUUAGACUUUGAUUCGUACAGAGAGACUCUGUCACAGGUCAACAACCUGUACCCCGACUCACCGCCCCGUUACGAUGAGUGUGUGGGCCCAGGUACGACUCAGAUCUACAUGCCUACAGAUGACCCGCCUCCUUACUCCCUCCUGGACCCGUGUCAGAGAGGGGCCGAGCAGGAGGAGCAGCCCCACUACACCGGUCUGGAUCCAUCUACAUACAGCGGCGGGACCUCGGCCAGUGCUGCCUGGUUCUCCCCCUCACACGACCCGCUGGGACUGCCGGAGCAUCAACACAUCGCAUCCAUCUCCUUCCCGCUGGAGGCGGCGCCGCCUUAUGAGUCAGUGUUGGCCGAGCAGGGCCAGCCCCUCCCUCUUAUGCCAUGUGACCUUUAUAAACACCAAUCAGAGAGGGGGGAUGACGGCCACUCCCGGCAGCCAGGGGCGAACCAAAUCUUGUCGGACUUUAAUUGAUUUAUUUCUUCCACCUGCGCUGUUGGGUGUCCCCGGUUGAAUUAAACAGACACCUGUGAUGUGGGGCACACAAUGGCUGUUAGGAGCAGCUGUGACACAACUGAUGAGGUGCGCACAUCUUCCUCACAGCUGCCAACACCUAACAAGGAUGAGAAUUGAGAGGACAGAAGUGAAGCUGGGGACUCAAAUAUUUAACUUCCGUUUGAUUCUGGACAAAAUAAGAAA
Cottoperca gobio is the source of this 1614-nucleotide messenger RNA. RefSeq names its product brain expressed, associated with NEDD4, 1 (gene bean1). Bases 622 to 1389 code for a protein of 255 amino acids. The record is from RefSeq and is a predicted model, not a curated record. Lineage: Eukaryota; Metazoa; Chordata; Actinopteri; Perciformes; Bovichtidae. The transcript is spliced from 5 exons.